Messenger RNA from Maudiozyma barnettii, 3438 nucleotides. It is a transcript of the gene MIL1, whose product is annotated as Mil1p. The transcript has a single exon. The record is from RefSeq and is a predicted model, not a curated record. The coding region runs from base 1 to 3438 and encodes 1145 amino acids. NCBI's taxonomy places the organism in Eukaryota, Fungi, Ascomycota, Saccharomycetes, Saccharomycetales, Saccharomycetaceae.
AUGUCUUCGAAAGAUUUAGGUGGUCGUAUAAGGGAUAGUUAUAAUAAUUAUGUUGAUGACGACGACGAAGAUUUAGGUUUGCAAUUGAAAGGACUAAAGAUUACUAAACGUAGUAACCCAGAGACAAUAAUUAAUAUGCAAACUGACACAGACAAUGAAUAUUUGCAGGCAUCUCACGUUUUGAAUGAUGAUGAAUUUGAUCUCGGCGGCAGUUAUUCUCAACCGGUUGUUGAUGUAAAUCCAUUUAAUGAUACUAAUGAAAUAAAAUCAUCAACAGACAACAUGACCAGUGAUACUAAUGACACUGAUAAUAUUAUUAAUAAUAAUACGGCGAAUGUACUCACUGAUUCGAUACCCAAAAUAUUAGGUAGAGAACCAGAUAUUAUAUUACAUGAUCAAGAAAACAAUAAUGUAUUUGGUUCAUCCGAGGAUGAUGUGUUAGAGAUACGAUAUAAUUCCGGAGCCGAAACUGAUUCAGAUCAUGAUCUUGGAUAUGACCCUACUAAAGGACAAAUAGCUAACACCAGCACUAACUUUAUGGAAGAUAAAGCUGAUAAUGAUAAUAAUCACAACAAUAAUAGCGAUAGUGAUAGCGAUAGCGAUUGGGAUACUGUUCCUGCUGUGGCAUCUUACGAUAUUUAUAAUGAUAAAGGUGAAUUACAAUUGAAACCAUAUAAUGAAGAAGAAGAUCGAAAACCUCGUCAACAAAACAUAUCUUCAACGGGACUACCUAAUGAUAAACAACAGCCCGACCCGAAUAUAGGUACACAAUCUAAUGCAAAUACUUUUCAAUACACUAAAAUAGCUGUCGAGGCACAAGCCCAACGGUCUUAUAAAACAAAUAAGAAAACAGAUUUUUUGUUUGAACAUAAAAAAUUGCUAAAGAUGAAAAAUGGGAGUAGUAAUCUUUCUUCAAAUUCAAUUAAUGCAUCAACAGAUUCUUUAAUAAGAUCAAAAUCUAAUUCAUUAGGAAUAUACAGUAGUAAUAAUAAUAGCAAGGCUGAUGAUAAUGAUGAUGAUUAUUAUGAUGAAUAUGAAGAUGACAUCGAGCCAGCUGAUGACCUCAAUAGGGAAGCGCAGUUGAGCAUAACAAGGUUACUUUUGGAUGAUGUUGAGAAAUUUGCAUACCUUGGUGCAGUAAAUGUUAUUGCUAAUCAAAUGUGUACAGAAUUGGCAACAAUGUGUCUUUGUAUAGAGAUUAAAUCUCAUAAAAAGUUGGCUCAAAGAUUACAAUUUACUCAGAAGGAUAUGGCUGCAUGGAAAACUGCAACUUUGACAAGAUUAUACAACCAUUUAGAUGUCUUGGAUGAAGAAGUUGAAAUGAUUGAAAAAUUAUCACUUCAUAAGAUUCAAGUAAGCGAUUUAUUGAAAUGUUUGAAGACGACACAGGAUAUGGAUAAUCCAUGGGAAAAUAAAGAAGAACAAAAAAGAGACUGUAAGGAUUCAACUGAAGAACAAGAUAAUGAUAUUAUUGAUGAUGCUAAAAAUGUCAAAGAUUCAGCAGAUGUUGAUAUAACUUCGUUAGCAACAGAACAAACUGCUGAUGAUAUUACAAACGACACGAAGAAAGAUAGUAUUGUUGUCGCAUCUGAACCCACACAAGUCAUAAAUCCCGAUGCCAUUAAAGAUAAGAAUAAGUUAAAAGUUGAUGUUGCAUGGACUGUGAUUUGUGAUUUGUUUUUAGUAUUAUUGCAGAACUCAUCGUAUGAUGCUAGAUCAAGAACUUUAUUGAUACGUUUUGCUGAAGCUUUGGACAUAUCUAAUUUAGAGAUAUGUGAAUUUGAAAAGAGGGUAACAGAUUCUUUGGAUAUGGAACAAGCCACAGAAGACCAAGUAUGGAACGAAGAAAAAUUUAUGAAGGAUCGUAGAACGAAAAAGAGAAGAAAGAAGAUGGCCUACGUCGGUCUUGCAAUGGUUGGGGGUUCAUUGGUAUUGGGUCUUAGUGGAGGCCUGUUGGCUCCUGUUAUUGGUGCCGGUUUGGCUGCAGGUCUAACCACUGUAGGUAUUACAGGUGCUUCAGGGUUUCUGACAGGUGUAGGUGGUACUGCUGUAGUUGCAGUCUCCAGCACAGCUAUUGGGGCUAAUAUAGGUGCAAGAGGUAUGAAUAAGAGAAUGGGUAGUGUCCGGACAUUUGAAUUCAAACCCCUGCAUAACAAUCGUCGGGUAAAUUUAAUUUUGAGUGUAUCUGGUUGGAUUAUGGGUAAACAGGAUGAUGUGAGAUUACCCUUCUCUACUGUUGAUCCUGUGGAAGGUGAUUUAUAUUCUUUGUAUUGGGAGCCUGAAAUGUUAGCUUCGAUGGGUCAAACUAUUGGUAUUGUUGCGAGUGAAGUUUUUACGCAAACUCUCCAACAAGUUCUAGGUGCCACAAUUCUAGCAGGUUUGAUGACAGCUAUUCAGUGGCCCAUGGCAUUAUCCAAACUAGGGUAUAUUAUUGAUAACCCAUGGAAUGUCUCACUUGAUAGAGCAUGGAAUGCAGGUCUAAUUUUAGCGGAUACAUUAAGAUCAAGAAAUCUUGGUGAAAGACCUGUUACGUUAGUCGGAUUCUCUUUGGGUGCUGCAGUUAUACAUUCUUGCUUGGUUGAACUCUGUAAAAAGAAAGCUUUAGGGUUAGUUGAAGAUGUAUUUUUAUUUGGGACCCCUGUUGUUAGAAAAAAGGAGGAGUUAGUAAUGGCAAGAUCUGUGGUUAGUGGAAGAUUCGUCAGUGGAUACUCGAGUAAAGAUUGGGUUUUGGCAUAUUUGUUUCGUGCUACUGCUGGUGGUUUCAUGGCCAUUAUGGGUAUUUCUCCGAUAGAAGAUGUGGAGGGUAUCGAGAAUUUUGACUGUACUGAGCUUGUUGAUGGUCACAUGGCAUACCGUCAAAACAUGCCAAAAUUGUUGAAGAAGUUAGGGAUAGCAGUCUUGAGUGAUGAGUUUGUAGAAAUCGAAGAAGCUAUGGAUCCGGAAGAAGCAAGAAGACAUAGAAAAUUGGUUAGGGAUGUUGAUGCGGCACAAAAGAAAUUAUCAUCAAAAAAGAAACAUAGCAGUUGGAUGCCAAGUUGGAUUAAACCAAAGAAAUCAAAAUGGCGUGAAAUGAUGGAAGAGGCAGUUGAGGAUAAGGAUAUAAAUGAAGAAGAUGUAGAAAAUGCAACAACUCCUCCGAAUUCUAUACCCAAAAAGAAAGAUGCAGCUAUUGUUGACCAUGGGGCAUUGAUGUACGAAUUUCAAUUAUUAAAAGCGGCAAUGAGGAAGAAGGAAGAAGAAAGUGAUGCACAAGAAGCCGGUAAAGAAUCGGAAGAUCUAGGGAUAGAUAAAUCACAAUCACUGCCGCAUACACCAAUAAACAGGUCCACGAAUAAUUUCCAACUUUUAAGUGCCGGUAGGACUGUUCUACCGGAAGAUGAUGAAGAUGAAGAUAUAAAUAAAAAAGGUAUGACUUUUGAAUUUCCCGACGAUGUGUAG